Messenger RNA from Lotus japonicus, 1310 nucleotides. RefSeq lists its product as uncharacterized. Bases 90 to 1277 code for a protein of 395 amino acids. NCBI's taxonomy places the organism in Eukaryota, Viridiplantae, Streptophyta, Magnoliopsida, Fabales, Fabaceae. The transcript has 2 exons. The record is from RefSeq and is a predicted model, not a curated record.
CUUCUUCAAGCUUCUUCAAGCUUUUCUCUGAUUUCUUUGAUGGUAUCAGAGCCCUAGCAAAGGGUUCUGCCAUCACAGCUUCCGCAACAAUGGUGAAUCGCAACAAUCACAACAACAAUCAAGUUCCUCAGGUGGUUCUCGAUCCUUCACAGAACCCAGGAUCUCCGUAUUUCAUUCAUUCGAGUGAUAAUCCUUCUGCUACCAUGGUGAAUCCACCGUUGAAUGGCAAGAAUUACAACGCUUGGGCGAGGUCGAUGAAGCGUGCGCUCGUGGCGAAGAACAAGUUUCGUUUCGUCAAUGGCGAAAUUCCGGUGCCGACUGCAACUGAUGCGAACUUUGAGGCAUGGGAUCGAUGCAACAGUUUGAUACACUCUUGGAUCCUCAAUUCGGUAACAACUUCAAUUGCAAAUAGUAUAGUAUUUCUUGAAAAUGCUUGUGAUGCAUGGAGAGAUUUGAGAGAUCGGUUUACUCAAGGUGAUUUAGUGAGAAUUUCAGAAUUGCAUAGUGAGAUUAGUAAUCUGAAACAAAACUCAUUGUCAGUGAAUGAAUAUUACACAGAAUUGAAAAUUCUUUUGGAAGAAUUGGAGAAUUAUCGGCCAAUACCACAGUGUAGAUGUGCUGUUCCUUGUAGAUGUGAUGCAAUUGAGAAUGUAAAAUUGUUCAGAGAGCAAGAUAAUGCAAUCAGAUUUCUCUUAGGGCUGAACGAUAGUUUUGGAGUAGUGAAGUCUCAAAUUUUGAUGAGUUAUCCUCUUCCAUCUAUUGCUAAGGUAGUAUCCUUGGCAAUACAACAUGAGAGACAAACUGUUACAGAGGAAACAGGAGAUUCAUUAGCUAUAGUGAAUGCAGCAGAAGGGAAGAAGCCAUAUGGUAGAGGAACAUCUGCUAAUUCCAAUUACAAGAAUACUGGAAAAUUUUGCACUCAUUGCAAGAAGCCAGGGCACACUAUUGAAAUAUGUUACAGGUUACAUGGUUAUCCAACCACUUUUAACACCAGAUAUGGUGCACAGAGUUCUAGUCAUGUCAACAAUACUGGUAGAAGUUAUGAUUCUUCUGAUGAUCAAGAGGAUGAUGCUUAUUCACAGAGAGCUAUUGAGGAGCCUUUCACUGCUGACCAGUACAAGAGGAUAAUUGCCAUGAUACAGCAAGUUACUACAACUCCAAAGAAAGCACCAGAUAGUAACAAUGCUUCUGUGAAUCAUGUGAUAAAAUCCACUGCCUAUGAAGGAGAAACUACAAGACAUGGAUGUUCAAACCAAGAGGAAGAUUGGUUUGGGUAGUUUACAAGCAGAUGAACUUUACCAUCUAGUAGU